AUGGAUUGGCUCCCUCACCGAACUGCUGCUUUUCUCUUCUUUUUAUUGGUACUCUUGGAUUUCAGCACAGGAUUUCAUGUAGAGGUAAAAGAAUGGGAUGAAAAUGGAAUGGCAAGAUGGAAAACCUUCAGAAGACAAAAACGUGAAUGGAUCAAAUUUGCUGCAGCGUGUAGAGAAGGAGAAGAUAAUUCUAAGAGGAAUCCAAUUGCCAGAAUUCGAUCAGAUUGCGAAGAAAACAAUCCAAUCACAUACAGCAUCUCUGGAGUUGGAAUCGAUCGUGCCCCCUAUGGAAUAUUUGUCGUUAACCCAAGAACAGGAGAAAUUAAUAUAACAUCAAUAGUGGACAGGGAAGUAACCCCAGUAUUUGUUAUACGUUGCUUUGCUAAACACUCAGUGACGGGUGUAGAUUUGGAACCACCUCUUGAACUUCGAGUCAGAGUUCUGGAUAUAAAUGAUAACCCUCCCGUAUUUGCCCAAACUGUAUUUACAGGAUCUGUUGAAGAAAGCAGUAUGGACAACACACUGGUGAUGAAAAUAAUUGCAUCAGAUGCAGAUGAACCUAAUCACUUGAAUUCUAAAAUUGCCUUCAAGAUAGAGAGUCAGGAACCUUCAGGUCCACCCAUGUUCAUUAUGAAUAAAUAUACUGGAGAACUCCAUCUUGCAAAUUACCUUGACAGAGAGCAACACAGCAGCUACACUCUUGUGGUGAAGGCGUCAGACCGGGACGGAGCUGCAGAUGGAAUAUCAUCCCUUUGCAGCUGUAACAUUAAAGUUAUCGAUGUCAAUGACAACUUCCCAACUCUGGCUCAAAGCUCUUUUUCAGCAAGUAUUUCAGAAAAUUCACUCAGUUCAGAACUGCUACGAAUACAAGCUCUGGAUGCUGAUGAAGAGUUUACAGACAAUUGGUUAGCAGAGUUUUACUUUAUAUCCGGUAAUGAAGAUAACUGGUUUGAAAUUGUUACAGACCGAGCUACAAACCAAGGAAUCCUUAGAGUAAUUAAGGAACUGAAUUACGAACAUCUCCAGAGUCACUCACUGGUUAUCGGUGUCAGGAACGUAGCUGCCUUCCACCACUCUGUUGCACAAGACUUCCAAAUGUCUGGAACACCCAUCACAAUAGAAGUAAAAAAUCUGAUUGAACCACCACGUUUUCAACCAUCUUCACUUGUAAUUUCAGUAUCAGAAAGCACAAGAGCGAAUUAUGUCGUAGGAACAUACACAGCCAUUGAUGAGGACACUGGGGCUAUUGCAUCAAACGUCGUAUAUAGUAUAGGACGUGACCCGGGUGCCUGGUUCAGAAUCAACCAAAACACUGGUGAAAUCACACUGAACAAAGCCGUUGACUGGGAAUCUGUCUAUGUAAACAACGGGCAGUACAGAGCAGAGGUUCUGGCUAUCACCAGAGGGGUUCCUCGAUACACUGCCACUGGCACCAUUGUGCUUUCAAUACGAGACAUCAAUGACAACUGCCCAACUAUUAAUACUGAAUUAAGGAAAGUGUGUAUGCAUUCCCCGUCCGUGGUUAUCACAGCAAAGCAUUCGGCUGGUGAAACGUAUGGUCUCCCCUUUACGUUCAGCAUACAUGGUGAACCUCAAACUACAUGGAUUAUCAGAUCAUUCAAUG
Messenger RNA from Leptosomus discolor (cuckoo roller), 1624 nucleotides. Lineage: Eukaryota; Metazoa; Chordata; Aves; Leptosomiformes; Leptosomidae. The record is from RefSeq and is a predicted model, not a curated record.